Messenger RNA from Gossypium arboreum, 1315 nucleotides. RefSeq names its product probable BOI-related E3 ubiquitin-protein ligase 2. NCBI's taxonomy places the organism in Eukaryota, Viridiplantae, Streptophyta, Magnoliopsida, Malvales, Malvaceae. Bases 385 to 1212 code for a protein of 275 amino acids. Gene Ontology annotation, molecular function: ubiquitin-protein transferase activity. The record is from RefSeq and is a predicted model, not a curated record. The transcript is spliced from 2 exons.
AAUUGAGUGACUUGCUGUCACAAAAUCUUCAUGUCUAUGUCGUCGUUUACCGCCACCUUUCUUCUCUCUCAUUAAUGCUUUCUUUUUGGGUUUUGAAAGACAGAGAGAGAGAGAACCCUAAGCAUUCACUUAGUCUCUUUGUCCCUCUUCCUUAAGCACGUCUUCACCAAAAACAGUAUAUAUAUAUAUAUAUUAAAGCUUUUGUCAGUUUUCCUGCUUUACUUAUAACCCAUCCACGGAUUUCUCAUUCAUAAUGGGCAUGGCUUUGUUUUCAUUCUGAUAUAAAUAUACGGUAAAGCCUUAGCUUUUUAGCUUUCAAACCAAACACCAUUUUUUUUGCUUCCCUUCUCUGCUUCCUUGUUUGAAUUUUUACAAGUUAUUAUUAUGGUUGUUCAAUCACAGGUGUAUCCUGAAAACUUGGGUUUACUACCUUGGCCCAUGUGCGCCCUUCAGGAUUGGAUGCAACCAAUCCCUGCACCACCUCAGCCUGUUUUCUGUUUCAGUCUUCAACAACCUUCUCAAAAUACGCUUCCUUUUCAUCUACAACAAAACGCUCACAACUUGGCUUCUACUUCUUCUCCUUCGUCGUCUUCAUUGUCAAUGUGUGAUAAUUUUCUCUCCAUGACACUUACUCAAGCUUUAGAUGCUCAACUUGAGGUGCAAAGGCAGGAACUUGAUUGCAUUCUUCAUUUUCAGAAUGAGAGGCUAAAAUCUGUAUUACGAGAGCAAAGGAGGCGACAACUAGGUACGCUACUAAAGACCAUGGAAUGGAAGGCUUUAUAUUUGAUGAAGCGAAAAGAAGAAGACUUGGCACGAGCAACAAAGAAAACAAUGGAGCUCGAAGCUUGCUUGAAGAAAGCCGAAAUGGAGAGCGAGUGGUGGGAAAGGCUUGCCAAAGCAAAUGAAGCAAUGGUUAUGGAUUUAAGCAACACAAUGGAACAGGUCAAAGAGGAGCUAAUCAGGGUCAGCAAUAAUAAUACAGCCGAAGAUACCGAGUCCCAUUGCUGCGGCUCAUGCGAUCAAAGAGAUGAUGAACAAGGAGAAAAGAAGAGCAAAAAGGUUGCUUGCAAACACUGCAGGUCUAGGAGCUCGUGCGUUCUGUUCCUACCUUGCAGACACCUUUGCUCGUGCAUCUCUUGUGAAGCUUUACUUGAUUCUUGUCCUGUCUGUAAAUCUGUAAAGGAGGCUAGCAUGAACGUAUUUUGGGUUUAACAAGAAAGCUUUUCUGGGUCUAGGUUCAACAGAUUUUCUAUUAUUAUUUUUUCUUCUGUUGUUUGUCUACUCUAAAUGAUGAUAGUAUCGGUUCGGUGGAGAA